AUGAACAGGUCGGCGCAUGACGUCAGCAACACCCCCGCCCACGGCACGGGGAAUCAGACGACCUUCCGCCGUUAUCCUUUUGUGGACGGCAUCAUGGAGACACCUCUUCCUUUUGGGUGGAAGCCUCUCCACCUCGACCGUUACGAUGACACAACAGAUCCGGACGAGCACAUCGAUCUAUACACCAUACAGGUAAACCUCUAUACUAAUGAGGACGCUAUACUGUGCAGGGUUUUUUCGACCUCACUCAAGGGGGCUGCACUCAAUUGGUACACCCAGCUCCCCGCUGAGUCAAUCGACAGUUUAAGCACUCUGGUCAGGCGAUUCACAACGCAGUAUGCAACGAGCCGACCUCAUCACAUCACGUCAGCCGCCCUGGCCAGCCUCAGACAGAACGACGACGAGCCACUCUGGGUGUUCAUGGAACGAUUUGCCGCCACCUUAGUAAAUAUUAGGAAUCUGAAUCCCGAGGUCGCCCUGCACGCCAUGCUCAUGGCACACAAGCCCGGACCAUUCGUCGACAGUCUAUGUCGUGAAGCUCCUUGCGAUAUGGACGAGCUACGUGCCCGUGCUGUUGGGUAUAUCCAAAUGGAAGAACCCUCCCCCUUCCGUGACCAAGUUCACGGAAAAUCACAAGCAAAGACUGAUAGUGGCCACAAGGACAAGAUGAGGGUCACCAACCACAGCCAGUUCAAGAAAACUGCUAGGACAAGCAAGGGGGAGAUACGACUAUUACACUCUCCUGAACACGCCAAGAGUUCACAUCCUGGAGGAGGCCAAUAA
Cajanus cajan (pigeon pea) is the source of this 783-nucleotide messenger RNA. Lineage: Eukaryota; Viridiplantae; Streptophyta; Magnoliopsida; Fabales; Fabaceae. The record is from RefSeq and is a predicted model, not a curated record.